Messenger RNA from Protopolystoma xenopodis, 756 nucleotides. NCBI's taxonomy places the organism in Eukaryota, Metazoa, Platyhelminthes, Monogenea, Polystomatidea, Polystomatidae. The record is from the annotation of a GenBank genome assembly.
AUGUUUAUGUUAAUUUUAGAAUCUACGGUAGGAAGGAAAAUUCAGCUUCCUAGUCGCGGAUUGCCAGAGCGUAGUAGCAAUUGCGGCUCCGCACCAAUGGUGUUGUAUGCUAGUGAGGGUGUGAUUGAGAGUAACUUUACAUCAACCGAUUUCUUGAAGAAGCAGCAGACGCAGACCUCAUCUACGGAUAGUCAUAAAGAAGAUAAACACACGAAAAUCCUCUGCUAUUGGUUAAUCCAAGCUCAACCUGGCUAUGGAAUAUUGACGCAAUCAUUAACCUUCAAUUUACAAGAUAUCUCUGGAACUUGCCACGACUCUUACCUUUUUGCAUUUGAGGCCAAACAAAAUACUGACACACACCAGUCUAUCAGAAACGUAUCUACUCUAGAGGUUCCCUCUCUGGACCUCAGUAGAACUUCCCAGUUCAGAUUACCAGCUCUCACGCCUAUCUCUCGUGGUCGACGAUAUUGUGGAUCUUCGUCAAACCCAGUUCGUUUUGUCUCUUUGACAAAUCAGCUAAUACUUGUGGUUCGACUUAAAUCGGAAAAAGUAACACAUGAUAUGCAGAGUAGUAUAAAGUUUCGAUACGAGACUAGGCCAUUAAAUGAGCUGACUGAACUGGCUAAAGUUCAACAGUCCUACGAGCAGGAGUCUAAUGAAAAGGAAGCUAACAAAACAAGAGCCUGUGAUUCAGCUGUGGAAUGGAAGUGUAAAUAUAGUGGUACGUUAAACAUGUUUACUUGUAUACGUUUUUAG